Messenger RNA from Hyaena hyaena (striped hyena), 3564 nucleotides. It is a transcript of the gene TCP11L2, whose product is annotated as t-complex 11 like 2. Gene Ontology annotation, biological process: signal transduction. The transcript has 12 exons. The coding region runs from base 442 to 2001 and encodes 519 amino acids. The record is from RefSeq and is a predicted model, not a curated record. NCBI's taxonomy places the organism in Eukaryota, Metazoa, Chordata, Mammalia, Carnivora, Hyaenidae.
GGGAGGUUGGGGGUUGUUGGACUGGUGAGCGAGUUUUUGAGGUGUUUGAGCAGUGUUCGUGAGGGGACACCCAGAGACCGCUGACACAGGCUCACUCAGCCGCCUUUCUCCUCCGCCUGUCUCCGCGCCAGACCUGGAGGCUCCCUGCCUGCCUUUCCCUCUUGCCUCCAGGGAUUUCAUACAUCACUCUGGCAGCGGGUGGAGGUUUCCUCACAUGCAGUGGCCCAGGGCUGAAGAUACCCAGUCACGUAUGGAAGCAGCUUCAAUGCCAUUUUGUGAGGGGUUGAGGCCCCCAGAGGAGGAAUCACAGCAGCCCAGGAAGAGAGAGACCGUGUGUCUUCUGUACACUUCUAAAGGAUCUGUUCUUGCUGAGAGCUGCUCCACGUUCACACUGCAUACGUCUUGAGUGCUGUCUUUGUACCCACACUCGAGUGACACAAGAUGCCCUUCAAUGGUGAGAAGCAAUGUGUGGGUGAGGACCAGCCAAGCGAUUCAGACUCUUCCCGGUUUUCCGAAAGCAUGGCUUCACUCAGUGACUCUGAGUGCUCCAGGCAGAGUUUCACAAGCGACUCUUCCAGCAAAUCCAGCUCUCCUGCUUCAACAAGCCCUCCCAGGGUAGUAACAUUUGAUGAAGUGAUGGCUGCCACAAGGAACUUAUCAAACAUGACGCUUGCUCAUGAAAUUGCUGUAAAUGAGAACUUUCAAUUAAAACAAGAUGGCCUCCCUGAGAACAGCUUGGCGAGUCGAGUGAAGCACAUUGUCCACCAGGCCUUCUGGGAUGUCUUGCAGUCAGAACUGAAUGCGGAGCCUCCCGAGUAUGAACAUGCCAUCAAACUGUUUGAAGAAAUCAGAGAGAUUCUCCUCUCUUUUCUGACUCCUGGCAGCAACCGGCUUCGCAACCAGAUCUGUGAAGUUUUAGACACAGACCUAAUUAGACAGCAGGCUGAGCACAGUGCUGUUGACAUUCAGGGUCUGGCCAACUACGUCAUCAGUACAAUGGGAAAGCUCUGUGCUCCCGUGCGAGAUGAUGACAUCAGAGAGCUGAAGGUUACCAACGACAUCGUGGAGGUGUUGAGACAAAUAUUUCAUGUUCUGGACCUCAUGAAAAUGGACAUGGUCAAUUUUACAAUUAGGAGUCUUAGACCACAUCUUCAACGCCAGUUGGUGGAUUAUGAGAGAACCAAGUUCCAAGAAAUUUUGGAAGAAACUCCGAAUGCUCUUGAUCAAACUACAGAAUGGAUAAAAGAAUCUGUAAAUGAAGAAAUACUUUCUCUUUCUGAGACGGCUUUAACACCUGGGGCUGAAAAUAGCUCUAAGCCAAGCCUGAGCCCUACUCUGGUGCUAAAUAACAGUUAUUUAAAACUGUUGCAGUGGGAUUAUCAGAAGAAAGAAUUACCGGAGACACUCAUGACAGAUGGAGCACGUCUUCAGGAACUGACAGAAAAGCUGAAUCAGUUGAAAAUUAUUGCCUGCCUGUCCCUAAUUACCAACAAUAUGGUGGGUGCUCUUACAGAAGGCCUUCCCGAGCUUGCAAACAGGUUAAAAAGGAUUUCAGCUGUUCUACUUGAAGGCAUGAACAAAGAGACCUUUAACUUGAAGGAAGUCCUGAAUUCUAUCGGUGUUCAGACUUGUGUUGAGGUUAACAAGGCCCUGGUGGAGAGAGGUUUAUCCAUUUUAAAUGCUGAGGUCCAAGCUAAUCUUAUAGGUCAAUUUUCAAGCGUUGAAGAGGAGAAUAAUCCUAUCUGGUCCUUGAUUGAUAAACGAAUCCACCUGUAUAUGAAAAGCCUACUUGGUCUUCCAAGUCUUCAAAAAGGCAUGCCUCCCGUGCCAGGAGGCCUUGCAGUCAUUCAGCAGGAGCUAGAAGUGGUAGGCUCUCAAUAUGCAAACAUUGUGAAUCUCAACAAGCAAGUGUAUGGACCAUUUUAUGCAAAUAUACUUCGGAAGCUGCUCUUCAGUGAGGAAGCCAUGGGAAAGGCAGAUGCUUCAUCUUCUACUAACUAAAGAGGAACUGACAUUGGAUGCGAGGUUGGAAAUCUAGCACUUUGGUAGCCAGUCUGUUUCUACCAGUGGCAUUACAGAUGCUGCACAUUCUCAGCCCUGUUUGUGGUGCAGUGUUAGCCUGAAUUUGUGUAACCCAGUGAUAUUUGCUUUGCAGAAGACAUGCACAUCAUAGAGACCCUAUUCAUGCAUCGUUUUCAAGUUCAAAAGAGAUGUUUUUUAAUGGAAAGAAAGCAAUUUAUAAUUAAUUAUAUGACCUACAUAAUACUUGUAAAUGUUUUCUUAAGCAUUUAUAUUAUGGCUUGUUCAUUCAGCCCUUAAGGAGUUAUAUUUCCUCAGUCGUCACUGUCAAGUCUAAUGAUUUUAAAUUUUGUUACAACUUCUUAAAAGGGUUGAAAGCCAUGAGAAUAGCCAAGGCGAUUGAUGUUCUGAAUAAAUGAUGUGAAGUAAGCAUAAUUGUAUUUGAAAUGUAGGAUUAAAUGUUAUUAAUGUGUAAGAGAAACUUACAUAUAAGUCCAGAGAUGUACCAAAUCACAUUUUAUAUUACCAAUUGUCAGUAUUUGUCUAGAAUUUGAAUUUACUAAGAAUAUUUUAAAGCUAUGUACACAUUUUAGUAAAACCUCUAUUGUUCAUUUAGUGAAAAUAGAAAAAAAAAAUCCCUUCUAAUAUUUUAUUCUAGAUGUUGGUUUCUGUCUGUAACUUACCCUACUCUCUGAGAGAAACAAGUUUUGCACAAAUAUCUUAGUGAAUGUCCUUACAUUUCUCAGGCCAUUGGUAAGGUUUAUGUAAGAUUUUAAUAUUUUUAUGUAAGGCAGGAGUGGUUUGAACUAAUUUAUCUGGAAUAAGAAGGGAAGUUAACAAUAAAUGAGAUCCCCAGGAGAUUCCUAUUGUCAGUGAAGUUCACGUGUGAAAAUGAAAUAGUUGAAGUUUGGAUUUUUUGAACCGUAUAGAUAAAUUGUUAGCAAAUGCCUCCUGUGCUGAUUAGAUUCUUACCCAGUUAUGACCAAGGUGCCCUUCUAAGUGUCAUCGUCAUUUGACAUUCUUGAGCAUUAAGUCAAAACUUUGCCAAGCUGGCACUGGUUGUCACUGGGAUUUUGGAGAAAUCUGCUUGUCUGGGAAUUACGUACUUCUUCUAAAAUGUUAAGGGAGCCACUACAGUCUGGGCAGACUCCAUCUAGAAAGUAGGAGGUAAAAAGGAGUGAGGAUUCCUUUCUCCUUACCUCCUUUCCCUCCCUAUGACCACCAUUAUGGUGCUACUUAGUUGUUUGGUAAAGUUCUAGGAAAUGAUUGUGUGAAUAAACUAUUUCCAAUCUUUACAUUUUGGAGGGAUCUGCCAAAACUUGAGGAAAUUUUGAAAGUCUUUUUUCUCCCCCCUCACAAUGACCAGUAUAUAAAUCUGCCAUUCUACCUGUCUAAGCAGCUGUGUAUGAGUAGAAUUUUCCUCAAGAGCACAUCACUAGUCUUACCCAUUUCCCCCAUGUCCCCUUCCUGUAUUUCUCUUCUGCCCAUGUUUUCCUGUGCUUAGAAACCAUAAGGUGCUGGAAAAACUUUUUUUUUUUUCAUUUU